Molecule: messenger RNA, 5806 nt
Organism: Pongo pygmaeus (Bornean orangutan)
Lineage: Eukaryota; Metazoa; Chordata; Mammalia; Primates; Hominidae
Product: small ribosomal subunit protein uS12-like
Exons: 2
Coding region: 5155-5745 (196 amino acids)
Biological process (GO): translation
Cellular component (GO): ribosome; small ribosomal subunit
Molecular function (GO): structural constituent of ribosome
Source: RefSeq, a predicted model, not a curated record
UCCAGUGCUGUGUAUGUAAUGGUUCGGAAUUACCUCUAAUCCUAAAGUUGAAAUGAGCCUCCAUCUUCAGUCAUGUAUUUCGUUUUCAUUUUAGAAUGGUUUAUGUAAAUUAUAAAGAAAGGCUAGUGAAAUAGCUAUUUUAUCGUAAAUUAACUGUGUAUUAAAAAACAUAUGCACGGCCGGGCGCGGUGGCUCAUGCCUAUAAUCCCAGCACUUUGGGAGGCCGACGUGGGUAGAUCACCUGAGGUCAGGAGUUCGAGACCGGCCUGACCAGUAUAGUGAAACCCCCGUCUCUACUAAAUAUACAAAAUUAGCCAGGCGUGGUGGCGCAUGUCUGUAAUCCCAGCUACUUGGGAAGCUGAGGCAGGGGAAUCGCUUGAACCCGGGCGGCAGAGGUUGCAGUGAGACGAGAUCGUGCCACCGCACUCCAGCCUGGGCCACAAGAGCGAAACUCCAUCGCAAAAACAUACCCAAACAAACAAACAAACAUAUGCUCAAGUAGGCCGUUAAAAAUCUUGAGCACUGAUCUGAGUUUCUUUAAUCGUUAUACAAAGCCUUUCCUGGAGAUUAGCUCAGAACUGGCAGAACAUAUGCUCUGUUGGUGCCAAGUGGCUUAAAAGCAAAAUGAGAUAGUGUCCACUGUGUAAGAUGAAGUCGUUAUAUUAACAGUCUUGUUGAGAAAAAUCUUUAGUUUGGGUUAAAAGCAGAAGCCUUUAAAAAUUUGAAAUGUUUACCCCUGGAGAUUAUAGACAAGGGGAGAAAAGUUUUACUACUUAAGGAUCUUUUAUAUUUGAUACAGGCACUGAAUAAAUUUCUGAAGCUCUACAGGCAUCUUGGCUAAGGUCAAGUUUAACUCGUUAUGUUUUAGUUUAGAGAUAGACGAGGUGUUAAAAUGGAAGGAAAAUGAGUGUUAAGUGUACUUAUGUAGGAUACUUUUAAUGUUCUUAAUCUUGUAUAGUUUUCAUAAUCUCGUAGUUUUCAUAGUAGUUGGUAAGAAUUAGUUAUCGGAAUAGUUUUAUGAACUACUCAGAACUGGGAAAGUGGAAAUCUCUGGGUGUGUAUUCCAUGAAGAAUAUAUGAGGAGGAGUGAAGAGAACAAAAAUAUUCAGACGAGGAAAGAAUUUAGUUGAAAAUACAUUGUGCAGACUUAAACUGGUUUGUCAAUACCCAAGGGGGAAAAAAGCCUGAAUUUUAUUUGCAGACUAGUGUCCCCCUGGUAGAAUGAGUUUAAAAGGAAGAUGCGUUUAUCAAGCUGUCGGUAUUACUUUUUCCCCUAUGGAAGUUGAAAACCAUGACUGAUACUCUUUUGAGGUAGAUUGGAGAAAUGGUAGGAUAUUUGGAAAACACUUCGUUGGAGAAGAGAUUUUUAUUCUUAAAAAAAAAAAUAAGAGUGAUUUUAAAAAUAUCAUUUUGAUUUCUUGCUAUUAGCUGACACGUAAACUUUUCUUUAAACCAUUCUUACGUUUUAGGAGCAUUAUUUCAGUCCAAAAAGAGGAUGGUUAAUGGAGUCGUUUCCAUCAUAGUUCCUAAGAGGUUUCUACUGCUCUGUAUAUAGACUUAGUCAUGUUAAAGUAACGUGUAUCAGAUAGACAUGAAGAAUUUGUCUAAUAAUUGCUGUAGGUUGCUUAAGAGCUAUUGACACUGCUUUCUGACUUGGAAUUUGUUGCUAAAAACAUGUAUUUGUAAAAUGCCUGUGCCUUGUAAAGAGUGCAGUGUUGAGAUUUAUCCUUGGGACAGGAAGGGACCUCUGAUUUUCUUUAUUCAUUUCCUUUAUUUUUACACAUGAGAAAAUAAGGUGAAAAGGCUUAAAGCUAGUCUGCAGCUAGUUAAAAACUAGUCUGUGGUUUGGCCGAGAGGUUUCUUUCUGUGAAGAUGCUAAUUUGCCUCUUUCUUUAGAAGUUUUACGGAGUUGUGGAAAGAACAUUGAAAUGUAAGUGAGAAGGCCUGGGUUUAAAUUCUUGAUUUAUCACUUCCUCACUUCCUAACAGUGGUUUUUGACAUAUCGCAUUAACUUUCAGAACCUUGCCUUCUAUCAGCUGCAACUUUAAAAAUACAAAAAUAAUAAUAACCUUGUCUUCUUAACCUGCAAAAGUAAUUUUCCUGCAUAAUUUAAUGUUUUCGUGUGGAACAAAUGAGAAUACUUUAGAAAGCACAUUGUAUACUGUAAACUUCUAUACAACGUGGUGAUGUUAUUUUUAAAGAAAAUACAAUUCUUAAAGCAUAACAAGGUGUUUAGAUCCCUGGAUUUUUGCGCACAAGGUGUUUAGAUCCCUGGAUUUUUGCAUAGCCCUAGCUUUGUUGUUUUCAUCUUCUGCUGUUUUACAGAUUAUAACCACUGUAGAUACAUUUUCUGAUUCCCACUUAGUUCUAACCUUAGUUAAGCUGCUUAUGAACAUUUUAAAUAUUGCAGUUAUUAGUCUGACUUUCCCUGAAGAAUAUGAAGUUUAGCAUUUGAAAAUAUUCUCAUAUAUACUCAUGCAUUCAUAAUCUGUUUCUGUAACAGACAGUGGCUUUUUAAAAGUAAUAGUGAAAGUAAUCUUGGUAGCAAUGUUAAUUUAUUUGAUUUGCUAGUUUUCAGAUACGCAAAAGCAGGAGAUGAUUUCCUUUAAAAACUCAGCUUUGAAUAGUUCGUGUUAAGGUUAUCUGGUAUAUCUGAAAUAUUUAGAAAUGUUAAAACAGUUUUUGUUUGCCUUUGCUGUUAAGUUUGAAACCUCUUAGUGCUUUAAAUUGAUAAUCCUGGAAACCAACAUCAGUAUUGUGGUAUUACAUAGAUUAUCGGAGUUUUUAUAGUCUUGAAAAUAAAGGUACUAAUAAUCAUAGAUAAUAUUUGCUGAACACUUAGAAUAUGCAAAUUUCCGUUUUAAGUGAAACAUAUCAGGUAAUUUUCAUAAUAACCUUGUAAAACAGAGGAAACUGAGGCUGUGAACAGUUAUGUGAUGUAUAGAUUUUACACACUAAAUAAUAGAUUUCAUUGUCCUGUUUUAUUAACCAUUUCUCUGCUCUGCCUCUAAUUAAGAGUGUUGGUUUUCGAAGAGUUUUAAGGUAGGGAUUCUUAAAUUUCAGAUUUCAUGAAAAAUGUUUGGGGGCCAGCUGUUCUACAUUCUGGGUGGUCAAAAAAGAAAAGAAGUGCCUUAUGGGAAUCAUAGAACAUAGGCCAGCAACCGUUUUUAUGAGAUGCUGAUAUACUUGUUGCUGUGGUGGUGGUGGUGGUUUUAUAUUAGUUGUCGGAGCACAUUAUUCUUACCAGCUACAGAAAGGGCCAUGAUUGUUCAUAUAAUAUGAGGCUGUCCUAGCAAAUUCCACCUUGCUGUUGAUAUCAUUCUUCUAAAGAGACAUUCUUUCAUUACAGUGACUGAAGAAAAAACUAACCAAACUCAUUGAGGACUUUCAUAAGGGAAUAGAUCCAGCAAUAGAAAAUUUGCUGAGUUUGUCUAGCUUAGAAAACAGUAUCCAAGACCAGGUUUUCUGAUUAGUGCGAUCCUCCACAAUUCUAAGAAACUUAAAUUCAAACAUAAGUCCUUAGAAAAUUCAGUUGUAACAUGGAGACGCUUCCAGCUUAAAGGAAGUAGAUUAUGAAGCUGCAAGUUACAGGGUGGAAGUCAUUUCUUUUUCUUUGGCCUUAAAAAAAACUCUAAAAAUUUAAAAAUUGUGUCAUCUUUGGCCAAUUCCUUAACAUCUGUUUAUUGGGCUAAAAUUGUUUAAAAAUAUGUAAUAGUUUACCUUUCUGAUUAUCAGUGUGUAUUCAGGCCAUAACUGGGAAAAAUAACACAAAUGUUAGCAAUAAGUACAUUUUUAACUACCUUAUGUCUGUUAACUAUCUUAUUUUGACAAUUAAGAUUAAUAAUCUCUAAUAAUAUGCAUAGAUUGGGGAAUUGUUAACCUUUUAAAAUAAAUAGUGGGUUUUUUGUUUGUUUUUGUUUUGUUUUGUUUUAGAGCCGAGGUCUCACUGUGUUGCUCAGACUGGUCUUGGUCUUGAACUCCUGACCUCAAGCAGUCCUCCUGCUUCACCCUCCCUAGUAGCUGGGAUUACAGGCGUGAGCCACCACUCUGCGGAGCAUUUUCUUUAAGCUGCAGUUGAAUAUGACCAAACAACAACAACAACACCCUCUUUAGUGUGUUUCUAUUUGUCCUCAUGUUAUUGAAAGUAAGCAAGAAUGGUUGACAGCAAAUUGGCUUACUCAUUCUUUCCUUUGUCCUUUUUCACCCUUUGAAGCUCUUCCUCUUCCUUCAGGCACUAGUGCUCUUUCUUGGUGGAAAGCCCCAUUGAAAAUUAAUCUAUACUUACAUAGAUACUUACAUACCUCUAUUUGUGUUAUUAAGCUUAAAAAUUAUAUUACCACUUUCAUUUUACAUUAGCUAAUGCAUGAGGAAAUAAUCAUUUGCAUUUUCUCUACUGUGACUUGACACAUCAUAUCCUUUGGCCAUUUUUCUCUUUUUCUUACUCAAAACUUCUAGGAGUAGCAAUCAAUAAUUUAAAUAAUAUUUUAACAUUUUUAUUAGGGUUUUACAGCAUGCAAUUAUUGUAUGCUAUUGUUUAAAGACUAUAAUAAAAAGGUUAUUAAUUCUCCAACCUCCUUUUGCAUAAUCUUUAUAUAUUAGUGAUUAUUCAUCUUCUAUAUGUUACAAAUACUAUUUUAUAGCACCAUUGCCCCUUCAAAAACCCCAGAAGAAUAGGCUCUGUCCAAAGUACGUACUACCUUAUUGGGGUGAUUACUCUUUAUGCUCUUAUUAUUCCAUUCACACUCCUAGUCUAAGAAUUUCCCCUCCCUAUAGCUUUUGUAUACUCAGAUGUUAGGGUGGGAGUAGCAGAAAACAGAAUCUUUUGGGCAUAGGGGGAAACAUGUAGUCUCACACUUGAGUCAUAUCAUUAUGAAGUGCUAAUAGACUGGCAGAGGUAUAAUUACAACUACUCCAUAGUUGAUCGUAGGUUCUCCACGUAUACUUGCAAAAAUCUUAUGAGGUUUAUCUUAUUCCCAUUUUGCACCUAAGGUUCAAGUUAAAUCAUUUAAAGUUACACAUAUCUAGUAAGUGAUGGUGACUAUAUUGCUUCCUUUUAAAACUGUACCUUCAAAGAUGAUGAUGUUAAAAGAAAAGAUAAAAUGAUAAAUUUAGAAACUUUAGGGGAAAAUAUGUAAUUUGUAUAUCAUAUUAAUUAUGUAUGUAUUUGUAUGUAAUACAUACAUACAAUAUGUAAUAUGUAUACAUAUUAAUAUGUAUAUCAUAUUAAUAUAUCAUAAUAAUUAUGAUUAUGGACUUUUACAAGGAGUAAAAAGUAAAAAGUCCUUUUUUGAUCAGGCCCGUGGCGCCGACAGGAUAGGCAAGUGUCGUGGACUUCGUACUGCUAGGAAGCUCCGUAGUCACCGACGAGACCAGAAGUGGCAUGAUAAACAGUAUAAGAAAGCUCAUUUGGGCACAGCCCUGAAGGCCAACCCUUUUGGAGGUGCUUCUCAUGCAAAAGGAAUUGUGCUGGAAAAAGUAGGAGUUGAAGGCAAACAGCCAAAUUCUGCCAUUAGGAAGUGUGUCAGGGUCCAGCUGAUCAAGAAUGGCAAGAAAAUCACAGCCUUUGUACCCAACGACGGUUGCUUGAACUUUAUUGAGGAAAACGAUGAAGUUCUGGUUGCUGGAUUUGGUCGCAAAGGUCAUGCUGUUGGUGAUAUUCCUGGAGUCCGCUUUAAGGUUGUCAAAGUAGCCAAUGUGUCUCUUUUGGCCCUAUACAAAGGCAAGAAGGAAAGACCAAGAUCAUAAAUUUUAAUGGUGAAAACACUGUAGUAAUAAAUUUUCAUAUGCAAAAAAAAGAAAAAGAAAA